Molecule: messenger RNA, 744 nt
Organism: Adineta ricciae
Lineage: Eukaryota; Metazoa; Rotifera; Eurotatoria; Adinetida; Adinetidae
Source: the annotation of a GenBank genome assembly
AUGGAUUUUUGGGGUCCGACCACUGAGUAUUCGAUCAAUGGAAACAAAUAUGUCUUGGUAAUAACUGACUAUUACACGACGUAUGUUGUUGCUCAUCCUCUUCCUGAUAAUUCCGCUAUAGCUGUAGCGCAUUGUUUUGUCGAACAAUUUGUUUUCAAAUAUGGUAUUCCACAACGAUUAAUUACAGACCAAGGAAUCCAUUUUAAAAAUGAAUUAAUGAAAAAUUUAACAACAUUGCUCGGAACACAUCAUAUUCACACAUCGGCAUACCAUCCACAGGGAAAUGGGUUAGUAGAGAGGUUCAAUAGUACUUUUCAUCCUCAAUUGGUCAAACUUCAUAAUGUUGAAUUAAACAAUUGGGAUGAGUAUUUAGCUCCGAUUAUAUAUGCUUACAAUACAGGUAUACAAAACAGUACUGGGUAUAGUCCAUUCCAAUUAAUGUUUGGAAGAAAUCCUAAUUUACCACUCGAUCAUACAUCUACUACAUUUAUUUUACAGCGAACGAAUGAUUAUUGGCAUAAGCUAUUGAAAUCUAUGAAAUUUUAUUGUGAAUCAACUCGGCAACGUACAAAUAUUCAACAGAGACAAUCAAAACAGCGUUUUGACAAGAUUCGUAAGGAUCCUAACUAUGAUAUACAUGAUUUAGUGUUAUGGAAAGUACCUGGUCAUCGUGGCAAAUUAGCUGAAAGAUUUUCUGGCCCUUUCGAGAUCAUUAGCGAACAGCAUCCAACGUAUACAAUCUAA